UAUCGCUGCAUACUCAUCAUCAAACAUCGUCAAGUUUUUUGGUACAAUUCUGUGGCGCUGGGUAAAUUGACUCGUGUUUUGUGGACCAUACGGCGUUUUCCAGGACUUUUAUACUCAAUUUAUCUGACCAAUUCUACACCUUCUGAAAUCGUUGCUGGAUAGGAAGUGUGAAUGCAUUUUUGACAUUCUCAGUCGGUCUCGUGUCAGGAAGGUUGCUUGACUGAGCGCAUUCUAUCAUGUGAUGAAAAUUGGCUGUUUCCUCCAGUGUCUCUUCCUCUUUAUGCUGUCACUAGCAAAACCGAAUGGAUAUAUCAAGUAUCGGUUCCGGGAUUGCAAUAGGCCUUACGAAUAUUCCCUCAAUCGCCGUGGUAGCUCAUCAUUUCGAGCGACGUAGAGCUUUCGCGAUGGGACUCGUCGUUGCAGGGGUGUCGAUGGGUUCAAUCCUGCACCCAAUUAUGCUCAACAACCUCAUCAAUGGAAGACUUGGCUUUGCAAACGGUGUCCGUGUUAGUGCGGGCAUGAUUGGUGGUCUGCUUCUCAUAGCGUAUCUCUGAUGCACACAAGACUUCCACCUCAAC
Messenger RNA from Suillus subaureus, 578 nucleotides. RefSeq lists its product as uncharacterized. The annotation marks the transcript as partial. Gene Ontology annotation, cellular component: fungal-type vacuole membrane. NCBI's taxonomy places the organism in Eukaryota, Fungi, Basidiomycota, Agaricomycetes, Boletales, Suillaceae. The record is from RefSeq and is a predicted model, not a curated record. The transcript has 7 exons.